AGUGUAUCUAGUCUGCCUGCUGCACCAGUGCACCAUUCGUGUCUUUGUCUGUGCUGCUGUGUUUUGGUGAGCUCCAUUUAGAAGUAUCAUACGAUGAAUUUUUUCUUGAAGUUUUCGUUAGUUCUGAUCAUCUGUACCGCAUCUGAUGCACGAGGCUCAUCGCCAGACACCACUGUAACCCACAAAGUAACCUUUGAGAUCAGUUCUGGCUCUCGUGACCUUGGUAAAGUGGUUAUUGGCCUCUAUGGCAAAGUUGCUCCCAAGACUGUGAAGAAUUUUAUUGCUUUUGCUGGAGAUGGUUACAAGGGACUCAAGUAUGAGGGCACCGUGUUCCAUCGUGUCAUCAAAGACUUCAUGAUCCAGGGUGGUGACGUGGAGAAACUUCAAGGCAGGGGGUCCAUAAGUAUCUAUGGAAAGUACUUUGAUGAUGAAACCUUUGCUCUGAAGCACACCGGGCCUGGAACCUUGAGCAUGGCUAAUGCUGGCAAGAACACAAACGGAGCCCAAUUUUUCAUCACUACUGUGGCAACAUCUUGGCUGGACGGCCACCAUGUCGUACUUGGCAAGGUCCUUGAAGGAUUGGAUGUUGUCCAUCAAGUUGAAGGCGUGAAGACAAACAGCCAGGACACUCCUCUUGAACCUGUUCUCAUUCGCAAAUCAUCCGUUCAAGAGCUUGUGCCUCUGUGAGCCAUUGAGUACGGAGGCUUACUCAAGAAUACAGGUGGACUAUUGCAGUUUUCUUUUCUGUGUUUGAGCAUGCCACGAAGCUCAAUCAUGCAGUUCGUUGUAGGGUCAUAAGAAACAAACGAAAAUGGCAUGCUUUCUCUAAUUGAACUGGUACAUUUCUUAGUAUACCAUUUUGCCUUAAACAAACUAUUUUGUUCAACUUUGCAUAUGUGGCUAUCUCUGCUGUACUUCUCCCAGAUCUCGUUUUUUUCAACCUAUUUGCAACUGGUGAUGCUCUGUAACAGAUGAGUGUUGCUUCAAAACAAGUGGACGUAUAGUUCUAUUCUCGCUACCAGCAGCUGUGGUUGUGCUAUUAAGACUUUAUAAAUCCCCCAAAUCUUCUUUUUCUGGCACGCCUGUUUGUCUGACCAGUACUUUAUGGCAUACUUCUUGUUAAUGCCAGGUGCACUUAUCUGCUCUUGUUCCACAUUCCUGCAGUGCCUUUAUCUUAAUACUCAUAUCAUGGGAACACUCAACUCUGAUGCACGAUUUAGCUCUGGAUCUAUUGUACUAAACAACAGUUUAACUUAGCAAAUCUUUGAAAGGCAUAAGCAUUAGUCCUCCUACAUAAUGUGUGCCAUUUUCUGUUUUUCUCAAUUUUUGGGGGAGGCACCACAAAGUGAGCCGUGUCUUUUAUGAUGUAGCGUGCAAUGUUUUGUGCCAAACAUUUGUUUCUAGACUUUUUAUUUUAAAGCAUCAAACUUUUUACACAUUUCUAUGUCAUUAUUGAAGCUACAGUUUUAAUGUGUAUUUUCUGUACCUCUUUACCACUAUUUGGACUGCAAUAAAAUUGACUGAUAUUUUUAAUGUGAUCAGUCAAGUCUUGCAAAAACA
Molecule: messenger RNA, 1560 nt
Organism: Ornithodoros turicata
Lineage: Eukaryota; Metazoa; Arthropoda; Arachnida; Ixodida; Argasidae
Exons: 4
Coding region: 94-687 (197 amino acids)
Biological process (GO): protein peptidyl-prolyl isomerization; protein folding
Molecular function (GO): peptidyl-prolyl cis-trans isomerase activity
Source: RefSeq, a predicted model, not a curated record